Durusdinium trenchii is the source of this 1194-nucleotide messenger RNA. Lineage: Eukaryota; Dinophyceae; Suessiales; Symbiodiniaceae. The record is from the annotation of a GenBank genome assembly.
GGCCACGUUUUUUUUACUAUAGUUUCUCGUGUGUGGUUCCUUCCUUGCGGUUUUCCAUGGAGACGCAGCUGGAGUUCUGCUUGGUGGGCGAUUCCUCGCUUUACACCAAGAAGGGCAACGGGAAGCCCAGCAAGAUCGAGACGGCCUUGCGCGAUGCACUGGGCGCCCACGUGAGGGUCUUUAGCUUCCCCGGUGGAGGCAUUCGUGACAUUUUGACGCACAUCCAGGGAGCCUCUGGAUGCGAGACCUUGGGAAUCUCAUACUUUGGCAACGAGCACACCAAGCUCCCAAUGGACGUCUGCAUCUACAAGCCAUUAUGGCAGCAGCUCUUUGACAGUCUCCCUAGCAGGUGCCAACGCUGUACCUUCUUUGUUGGCGGCUUCGCGAGGAAGUAUGGAUUGACUUCAAUCUACGAUCAGAACAUGGCGCACAUCCGGAAGUGGAUCACCUCCGCUGGCUUUGAGGUGAAGCGAUGUUUCGAGAAGGUGAGGACAUGGCCUUUGGCAAAAGACAAGCUUCACUUUUCUGCAGACGCGAAGGAUGACUUGGUGGAACAUUGGUGCGAAAUGCUUAUUGAAGCUCCCUUUGUUCAUCCUCACCGUCCUGGCGCCCGUGCGCUGCCAGAUCGGAAGCAUCGACCCAAGAGACGCAAGACAGAAGACUUACCGCGAAUGCGUUCACCGGCAAUACCUCCGCGGGAUGUGCCUUUGCCUUUCCGCAAGAGGCCAGUGCCAGCAGAGCCAGGUGUGGAGGAUGAGGCCGUAGAGUGGGUGGAUGAAGUCAUCGCGGAGUUCGAAGCCGGGGACUUCCUCCACGUCAUGGAGGGGCUGUUGGACAUGCGCGAAGCGGCUUUGUGCUCCUUCUCCGAGGGCGGCUUGUCGGAGAGCGGGAAGAAGCGGCUCUGCCACGGCUUGGCCACCAUCUGCUCCCAGCGCGCAGGGCCCAACUCCUGGUUGCACGGAGGCUCGGGCGGAGUCGUGUCCGUGAACCGCUUUGCGGCGUUGGUCUCCGAGCGGCUGCCGGUGGAACUGCAGCGCCUGGUGGCCAUGGCCUUGUGGAAGAAGGGGAAGGUGGAGGUACUGGUACCUGAGAACCACUGCUUGCGGAACGGUCGCUUCCGACCGGCAUGAGGCGAAAAAGGUCACCUCAACCGCUCGCAUGCGGACUCUCGAACGGUCGCUCCCUCGGGGGGCC